Molecule: messenger RNA, 5814 nt
Organism: Leptosia nina
Lineage: Eukaryota; Metazoa; Arthropoda; Insecta; Lepidoptera; Pieridae
Source: the annotation of a GenBank genome assembly
AUGAUUCAAGACGAAGAAUUCGAGAAGUUGGUGUUGACGGAGGAGAGGAUAAAUCUCCUUGGGUUCCGACCACAGAAAGAGAUUUUGACGAACCAUCUGCUGCCAUACGCGAAAGAUCUUGAUGAGGAAUCCAACAGGUUUCUUGCGCAAAUUAAGACGAAUCUCGCAAAGGCUGUUAUGCUUCGUGAGAUGAAACCAGCCUGUGGCAUGUGGUCUGCAAGAUUGAUGAGGUAUAUCAAAAUAUAUGGUCUGAAGUUUGGUAAAGAAGAUCACAUUUCCUUCAUAAAGCUGGUGUAUGAACUAGUUUUGAUCCCGGAUUUGGAACCAUGCAAAGUUCAAAAGUUUGCGACACUUUUCAUCAUGUUGACAAAAGACAGUUAUUUGAUAUCGCCGGAGGAAUUGACGUUACCAUGGAGACCACUCUACGACGCGGGAAAACGAUUAUUUGACAAGAAUUCAAGUAAUACUGGAAUGUUUCACUAUUACAUGUCUUUAGAAGCCACCUACAUGUCAAUGGUGAAGAACGCGAGACCAUAUUUUGAAAUAACCGCUACAAAAGAGAUGCUAGAGAAAUUUCUGCCUUAUGUUGCACCAUGGCCUACGGACUCCCAGUUUGGUGGACCGUUGAGAUUUCUCCCCGUGGGUCUGCAGCCGAAAUAUGCAGCGCAAGGGCAUGAACUGUGGUUUGAUGAGCUGAUGACGUUGUGGGAUACAUGCUAUAACUCACAAGGCGGAGAUCCAGAUCUGCUGGUGUUAUUUGCAAACUUGGCUAAAAAAAACCCUGGCGCCGUGGAUUGGACUCCGCACGUGUCCAAAAUGUUUAUGAGGUUUCUUCAUGCUCUAAACCUGCCUGUUUCCUAUAAGGAUGUGCAGCAUUGCAGGCAUCUGUCAUUAGGGAAUGCGGGCAUGUUUAAUACUAAAGAUCCCACCCUUCUCUUACUUUCUUUAAAUACCAUGGUGGAAGAUAUGAAGCAUGUCGCCUCGUGGAUUGUGUGGACUAUAAAUCCGGAUGGUUUAGUCCUAAAACAUUUACGAUCCUUCCUAGCGGGGGUUGAGAGUUAUCUCCACAGUGCAAACUCUGGCCGCUGGUCAUUCAAACUGAGGGAUCUCCUCCGUAAGCUGGCAAGGGAAUUUCUGAAGAGGGUCCGCAAAGAACGCGAAAAGAAAUACCUAGACAGCUGGGAAAACAACACACCCGAAGGGUAUAAAUUACGCGAAGAAGAUAUUACAGAGUUCGUUAUGAUUGUUCUGGAGCCCACAUUUCAGGCUGUUUAUAGCCGAAAUGGCUCCCUCGAUAUAUCGAUUGCGCUGCAAAACCUCGCAACUCUACGACCAGCUAUUGUCAUUCCUCCUCUUCUUGAGAAGCUUAGGACUUCUCUCACAUCUCUAACAGAGCCUCAUAGGGUAACCGCCGCAAUGUCAGCUGUGGCAGCGGUGGCGAGACCAAUGGUACGCGGAGCGGACGCCGGCUACCCAGAAGGCCCUACCCACGUCGUACCUCUCCUUAUGGCAGUUAUACCCGGCCUAGACCCAAACGACAUUAAAAAGACCAUUGUCACCCUACACUUCAUCCUCAUGUUCAGUACGAUGGUGCCAUACAUAGACUGCAGCUCCGCCCAUGAAUAUUGGCCGGAUUUGACCGAAGAGGAACUUUUGACAUGCGAACUGACCGCCCAGUUCGAAGACUUCAUUUUGCUGCUGCUAGACAAGCUUUUUACUAUCAUCGAGUCAAGUGUGCAAGAAAACGUGCGUUUGGAAACCAAGGACUCGGACGGGAUGAAGAGCAAGACGGAUGCCGUAAUGGAAACGGCUAUAUCGAUGGCGGUUUCAACUGUUCUAAUGCAGUGCUCCCCUAAAAUCUUUACUGAAGCCCUAAGAAAGUUUAAAGCGUUCGCGACUGAGACGACGUAUGAAGCAAACGUCUCAGGUAGUAUGAUCGGUGUUCUUUUGAGGGUGUUCGCCAAAAUAAAUCCCGAAGCCACUCUUGCUGCAUUCCUACCGCAACUUUGUGAGGAAUUGCAGGAACUUCUAGCCACAGAUGAAGCACUGCAUGAGGAAAACCCGCCAAGAGACGUCGUCUAUAGAUUGGUGUUGUUAAUGGAGGUCGUAACCGCCAACGGUACGGUGCUCUUGAGGUAUAUAGAUCGAGUACUACCGGUUCUCGAUCGUGCGCUUAAGUUGCACUCAAAUUACGCGUUAUGCCGGGCGUGCGAAGUUUUGGGUAAUACUCUUCUCUCGCUAUCCGCGAUCGAAUUGAAGGACUCGAAGUGCUCUUCUAAAGAUUACGGGAGCGCUCCAGAAAAGUGGUUGCCGGUAAGAGAGUGGGGUAGUGGGUGUUUGUUAACGGAGGCGGAGUUUAAAUGGCACGUGCCUAGUGAGGAGGAGGCGGCGUGUGCGCAAAUGUUGGUUGACAGAUAUAUUAAUCCCGAAGUGGCUCGCUUGAAGCUCUGGCUUGGCAACGAACGGCCUAUGUGCCGCGAGAGAAGACUGCGCAGCUUUUAUAUUCUCAAUUCCAUGUUUACCUGUACCAAGUUUCUGCCACCGCCCGAUGAGGAACCUGUAUUGCUCCUGGAUUCACAAGUGCCAGCAACAAAUGUACCAUUCACGAAUGGUGUUAAGCAUACAGUGUUGCUGAAUGGUGAAAAUGUGAGAGUAGCCAUGACGCGUUUACUCCUUCAAAUUCAAAGUCGUAUGCUGGCUGAUAAGACGGAUGACACGCGCGGAUUAGAAUUACUGAUACAGCUUUGGGAGCGCGUUACAAUAAUGAAAACCUUACGGAACGGGCCGGGACUAGAAGCGAAAAUACGUUCUCAUAACGCACUAGAACGCGCAUUAGAUGGAGGCAGCGGCGUUGGCAGGAGCGUUUGUAAAGUGGAUGGGGCAAGGCUUCGAAUGGUAUCCGCGCAGGCAGCUAAACUCCAAGAGGAGGCUCGACUAGCAUUGGUUUGCAAUGCUGGUAUUGUUCCGUCGGCGCUAGACGGCCUCAAGGCGUUGUAUGACCUUUCUGUCAACGUGUACACUUCAAUUCGUAUACUCGCUCAAGUCCGUCUGUACUGGAUGCUUGGUAAUUACCCGUACUCUUAUCGCGCACUUGUCCCUAAACUGGUGGAACUCCUGGGCUCUGUUGGAGACGGGGAUGAGGGCCACGCGAAACAUAAAGGUGCUCUGUGCAUACUCCUGGCACCGAAAAUGACGCCCCUUAUCGCUAAGCAGGAUUGGGAAGUGAUACGCGUCAUGUGGCCUGCAAUAUUAAAAGCGCCACUUAGUGAAAAACCUAGUAUACACAGACUAGAACAAGCCUUCAGUGACGUCAUACAUCGCCACUUCCCGGCAACGAACACCCGACUGGCGAUGACGGAUAAAUCUGUGGACGCAGCGAGAAGUUUGCUCACUGACGAGGAGCUAAAUGAUCCAAUAUUCGUUCAGCAAUUGGCGAAGGCGAAGGAAUAUGAAGAAAGUACUUCAGAUAGAUUUGAAAAGCUCUAUCUGGAAUUGAUAGACGAAUUGGUGGAUAUAGCUGAGUCGUCUAGUGUCCAAUGGCGGCGUCUAGAACUGGUCAUGCAAAUGUUAUUCUCCUGUCCAUCUCUUCAAACCCAGUACCCUCCGCGCGCAGUGAAGCUAUUCGCUAAAGGAUUACUACACGAAAAUAUUGGCGUAAGACGGAUAGCCCAGAAACUAAUCCACUACGCGCUCAAACAACGUAAACGGAAGUUAAAAAAAAUCGAAGUCGAUCCAUACGAAGUGGCCGGUGUCACUAAACCGGAAAAACAUAUACCGGGUUACAGGAAUGAUUUAGAGUGGGCAACGUGGUCGAAAGAUAAGGAACUAAAAACGGACGAGGAUUGGGAUAGACCAUGGUUACGGAAUUACACAACUGGAUUUUACGCUUGGCCUAAGAAAUUAGAGGUAGCAGCACCUCUGAAAGAACAGAACUUCGCUUGGGACACGAGCCCCGAAGACAUGGAGGAAGGCGAAAGAUAUAUUUACGAGUUCUUUAGCGACGAAGGGAAUAUCAACAAGCUCAUUAAUUUUUUGACGGUGGAAGAGAAAAAAGGAAAGGACAAGUUCAAUGGAACGCGCACAACCAUGUUUAGGAUGCUAUUCGCGCAUUACGGCCUACGCAUUACGAAUAAACUGAUGGAGCAUGCGAUUUCGUGCGCGGGCAGCUCGGAGGAGUCCAAGCAGCGCUUUGCUGCUGAAAUCGGGUGCGCAGCUUUACGAGCGCCACGUUAUUGGAGACGUGAGGACGCGCUGGCGAUACAGCGGGACGCAGUUAAAAUUUUUACAGCGGGAUUAACCGCAGUGAUCCCAGAAACACAAGAGGAUUGGGGUACAGCUGUGGCAACGGCCGCCGACAAAAUGGAUCCCGUGCGCAACAGUGAGGUGCUUCGUGCUCUCCUACAACUUUGUUCGCCAUCGCCAUCUACCGGCGACACAACACCUGAUAAAGAGACGUCAUUCGUCGCUAGCGCAAGGCUGUACGCAUUUCAGGGUGCCGUAACGACUUUGUCAUGGCGCGCUGCUCCCUUAGCUGGUGAAUUACUGGAGCGCUUAGAAGCAGCCAAUUUUAUUCAGCAUCCUUUUGAGAACGUGCGAGCGACCGUUGGAAGUUUAUUGAUGACAAUAUUCAACUUGGAGGUGGUGUUCCCUGGAGGCGAGAACUCGUGUAUGGCACCAAGGCUCAAGGAUUUCUUGUCUGUCGUAAAACCAAGAUUGGCCGCCCUAUACGAUGAAAAAGGAGAUAUUGUGAUAAAAUCAACAGCUACAAGACCCUUGGAACCCUGCAGCACUUCUGCUCAAAGUGGGCCGCGGCCAAGCUACACACUGAUGCAGCAAAUUCGCACACUUGUUCAGGCACAUAUGGAAAAUUCGCAUAUGGAUCAUGCGCACACGCAGGUGGGACCGGCCGACGGACACGAAAGUGAAGUUCAAGGGGAAAUGGAGGCGGAAUCUCUAAUCGAAAAGGAACGUUUACCCGAACGUCUUGAGAGUAUGCUACAGUUGGCCGGCGAUUCGACGACAUCUGCGCACGCGCAUCAUGAACACGCCGUCCACCUACUGACAACAGUGUUAACUGGAUGUACGGGCGUAACGAUACGAGGCAUUAACAGCAACAUGGAGACUCAAUUCGAGUUAGUCCCGAUAGCGUGUGCGCUGGCCUCUCGAGGCACCACCCAACCACACGAAGAACUACCUCGCGCUGCCAGCGGCUUUCUUGGGUCGCUGGCUCAGGCGCAUUAUAGCGGCGCAGCAUUUGAUUGCAUGCUUCGGAUGCUAGAAGACAUGGCCAACGGCAAAUCGUGGUGGGCGCGGCUUGCCUGCCUCGACUUUGCCUUGCCCCUGCUGUUCUAUGGGCUGCCGAUGCUGUGUGAACGACCUGAGAGAGCGGUCAGAGCAGAGAACUUUACAAUGAAGCUUAUGAAAGAUACGAGGGUUGAGGUCCGACAAUCCGCCGCGAAGUUACUUACGGGUCUGAUGCACUGCCGCGCUCUACUCGACGAGGAAAAAACACUUCGAACCCUUAUCCGAAGCUGUCAUUCCAAACAACUAGACGAACGUCACUGCGGCGUUCUUGGCCUGUGCGCCUAUUUAUCAUCGCGGCCGUACAGCCUCGGGCCGAAAUUAGGUGACGUGUUGACAGAAUUGGCACGUCACACGAACGCGCCAGAUCCUAUACCAGCCACCAUACGCACAGCCCUAGCUGACUUUAGACGCACGCACCAAGACGACUGGCCCAAACACAGGGACCAGCUUACAGAAGAGGAACUCGACCUGCUCGCUGAUCUAACUUCUCCGCCCACUUAUUGCGCUUAA